This is a messenger RNA of Anopheles aquasalis, 2183 nucleotides long. RefSeq names its product RAS oncogene family member Rab23 (gene Rab23). NCBI's taxonomy places the organism in Eukaryota, Metazoa, Arthropoda, Insecta, Diptera, Culicidae. Gene Ontology annotation, molecular function: GTPase activity; GTP binding. The record is from RefSeq and is a predicted model, not a curated record.
UACCGGAGAAUCGUCUAUCGACCACACUCGAGAGCUGUACGGAGGAUUUGCCUGUCCCCGUUGCGUCUGGCACCAGCAAGAAGACCAGCUUCGACCAAGAAGCUUCCUUCCUUCGUGGAAACUCAACCCAAACAGGUUGCCGAUCCCGACAUGUCCUGACGUACUGACUAGGUUUGACUUUGCCGACCUACUGCUGGACUAGUAUGCAAGAGACGCUAGACUACUGAGGCACUUGUACCACUCACUACAACUUGCUAGUUUCCUAUACUGUGUGUUUGCGUUUUGUAACUAAAACUUUGAUCAGGCUGUUGUCUGUUGCAUUGCUUGCAGCUGAUUAAAAUGUCUAGUUAGAAAGGGGUAACAAUCACAACAAACCGAAGACGCUAUGAGACGCAUCACUAGCACGCAGCUGAUAGAAGUGCACACAAUCGGCACGGCAUCCUGCUGUUGAUCCUGGUUUCGAUCGAUCAUCGAGAAGGCUCCAAUCACCACCAGUUCGCACUCGGUAGUCGACCAAAUCCAUCCGUUCCGCCGCCCAAAAAUGCUCGAAGAAGAGCUCGAGAUUGCGCUGAAGGUGAUCGUGGUCGGCAAUGGUGGCGUGGGCAAAACGUCCAUGGUGCAGCGGUACUGCAAGGGCAUCUACACCAAGGACUACAAGAAGACGAUCGGGGUGGACUUUCUCGAGCGGCAGAUCGAGAUCGACGGUGAGGACGUGCGGAUCAUGCUGUGGGAUACGGCCGGCCAGGAGGAGUUCGAUGCCAUCACGAAGGCGUACUACCGGGGGGCCCAAGCUUGCGUCCUCACGUUCAGCACGACGGACCGGGCGUCGUACGAGGCGAUCCGGGAGUGGAAGGUGAAGGUGGAGAACGAGUGCAGCGAGAUACCGACCGUGCUAGUCCAGAACAAGAUCGACCUGAUGGAUCAGGCCGUGGUGUCGUUCGAUGAGGCGGAAGCGCUCGCCCACCAGCUCGGCUGCCGGUUAAUCCGAACGUCGGUCAAGGAGGACGUCAAUGUGGCGACCGUGUUCCGGUACCUGGCGACCAAGUGCCACCAGCAGAUGAAGCAACAGUACAGCCAGUCGGCCCCGCUCUGCCAGCCGACGAUCAGUGCCUUUAGUCCGACGUUUCAGUCGAAAGCCGCCACCAGCAACAACACGAUCACCCUGACGAGGCCAUCGAUGAAGCGUAAACCGCUGCAGAAACGCUGCGGCAUCUUCUGACACACACACACACGGGCACACGGGUCGGCCCCGGAGUUACGGUUUAGACUUGUAUGUUGUAAACGUUAUUGUUUUGUUUUAGUGUAACCGCAUUGUUAACUGCAGACGCCAACGACGGGAUAUGAUGCUGACCGUGUCCUUGCCCAAGACUGUUCCGAAUACUCAUUUCCGCAUGUAUGUGUGUAUGUAUUUUGUGUGCGCGUGUCCCUUGUGCUAGACUUAAACGCUUUUGUGCAUAGACGUUCGAUGUUAGUAGUUAGGUGCAGUAGUUAGGAGAUGUUAAAUGUUUCGAUUGUAAAAUGGUCCAAGUCCAAGCCCUCAAACCGUCUCAAGACGACGCUAUAGUUGGGGGAGGGUGCACCUAACGGAGCAUUCUGUUGUGCGUAGCUGAUGAUUAACGUGCGGAACAUAAUGGCGUUCACGGAUGACCGGUCCGCCGUUGAUGUGGAUAAUUAUAAUUUAUACAUAUACUACGAGCACAGAAUGCAGAAGUGGGGCUCGCGUGAAGAGAGCCAAGGUACCUCCUCAAACCAAGCCUCUCCUUAAUCUUAGCGAAAGAUAGCGAGAAAGCAAACGAAGAAGCGACGAAGCGGCCGGUCGGUCGAUGGUUGGAUGUCAUCUUGACGCGACGACAAAACCGCAAGAUGAAAGACUCUCCCCCCGCGGGGGCGGCGAGUUGUCGUGAGAACAGGCGAAAGAAUGGCGGCCAGCGCGUCGUAUGAUGUAUAGCGACGUGACCGCGGCGUAGUGCGUUUGUUAAUUAGAAGAAGAUGAGGCACAGAAGCAGAAGAAGAAGCAGCGGCAGCGCUGGAUGUUCGAUGUUGAAAACAAUAGUCAUGAUUAAUCACUUGCGGUUUUUAUAUUAUUAGUGAUCGCUUCUGGCAGUUACGCAGCAGCGCAAGAUCGCGUUGUGCUAACAACUUCCUAGGUAUUGGCCGCGUUGGAGUGUUUGGAGGAACGAAAC